GAGUCAGAAAUAUUCUGGGGAAUUGUAUUGGUCCAUGAACGGUAUUGCGAGUGUUGCUGCCAGCGUGGUGAUAGCGGCUCUAUACGUGAUAGUUAUCCAUGCAUGGACUCCCACAACACUCCAGGGUAGCUCGCGGGACGAUGCAGCCUUGAUCACUCACCGUUUACGUAGGGUAUCGGGGUUGUGUGUGGUACUUUUGGCGGUGGUACCGUCAAUUUUAGUGUAUGAAGAUCCCAGUACCUCUCUAACAGGAGUCUAUGAACUAAUGGGGGUUCUAAUACCCAGAAAGGAUGUAGUAGACACAUUUUCAGCACCAUUAAGGUGUUUAAGUGCUAGUCUAGUACUAUUCUCCGGACCUAUAUUUGCAUAUAUUGUCGAAACCCCCACGAAAUACUGGUCACACGACUUCCAGCAGCUGUUCUAUUCUCUUCAAGGAUUCAGGAACCAUGUGUUUGCUCCCAUCACCGAAGAGCUUGUUUACCGUUCAAUUGUGUUUGUGGUUCUCUCUAAACAAUUUCCAACCACAACCAUCAUUCUUUAUAGUCCGUUAUUAUUUGGCUUGGCCCAUGCCCACCACGGAUAUGAUCUUGUGGUCCACCAGGGAGUUUCGGUGGCAAUGGCGGUGUCGAGUGUCACUUUCCAAACCUUAUACACAUCCUUGUUUGGUGUUUUGGCGGGAUACGUCUUUGAAAGAUAUAAUAGCAUGUGGUGUGCCGCUAUACUUCACGCCGUGUGCAAUGUGAUGGGUAUCCCACCUAUCACAGUACACGGGUCGGUGGUGGCGAAGUUUGUGUACUAUUUGCUACUCCCAUUGGGAGUAUACGGGUUUAUAAACAUGAUUUAGAAAUUAUUCAAGUCCAAAUAGGCCCACUGAACACAGUAUACGACCAGGAGAACUAUACCGGAUGUUUGAUCCCUCUGUUACAGUAGAUGGUUUAUAACCUUAACGGACGUUUUAUGUGAUAUUAGACAUUUUGGUGCUACGUCAUACGUUUUGUUGCAGUGGUUUGCGAGAAUUGUUAAUGGGGUAGGGCGGCCACAAACAUCUGUUAAUCUCUCAUUAAAUCACUUUAUACUCUACUCAACUCAUGAAUACACGUAUUUCCACUUCCUA
Messenger RNA from Yamadazyma tenuis ATCC 10573, 1114 nucleotides. Lineage: Eukaryota; Fungi; Ascomycota; Pichiomycetes; Serinales; Debaryomycetaceae. The record is from RefSeq and is a predicted model, not a curated record.